Messenger RNA from Plasmodium berghei ANKA, 1155 nucleotides. RefSeq names its product conserved Plasmodium protein, unknown function. The record is from RefSeq and is a predicted model, not a curated record. The transcript is spliced from 2 exons. Lineage: Eukaryota; Apicomplexa; Aconoidasida; Haemosporida; Plasmodiidae. Bases 1 to 1155 code for a protein of 384 amino acids.
AUGAAUACAAAUUAUAGUGAAAUAAGGAAAUUAUUUAAUUAUUACAUUAGAGAAUAUUAUUAUCAAAAAUCAAAAGGUACAUAUUUCGUUCAUAUUAAAAAUCCGGGAAUACUAUUUACUUCUUUAAAAUUUUAUAAAAAAAAAAAAACAAUUUUCCCAAAUAUAUAUGAUUGGUAUUUUGGUAAUUUAAAUAAUUUAAAAAAAAAUAAAGAUGUAAUGCAUUAUGAAAAUUAUUAUAAUAUAAAAAAUAUCUACUCAUACAAAAUAAACAAAAACAUAGAAAAAAAAGGGCAUAGUGUCGAAACUGAGAACAUAUAUAUAGAUGAUUCAGAAUCAAACUUAGAAAAUACAUAUAGAACAAGCAAUUUAUAUUAUAAUAUGAACCCUGUUUAUUUGUCUAAAAUAUGUUUAUAUGAUUUAAAUGAUUAUCAUAUAUUAUUUUCACCUAACUAUUAUGACGCGUUCAUGCAAUUUUAUUACAGUUUAAUAUCAUAUAAAAUGGACUUAAAUAAUAUGAAAAUGUUUCCAAACUUAAAAAUAUUGAUAAGUCAUAUUAAAAAUUUAAGUAAUAUUAUAAAUGAUGAAGUCAUCAAAAGUUCUUUUUUUUAUUUAAUUAAACAAAAAAAAAUAUUCAAUGAAGAGUACCUUCAUAAUAUUUUUAAAAGUAUAUAUUUCACUAUGCUUCAUAAUUCUCCUCUUUAUUUAUUUGUUGAUGAUUUUUCACAAUUUAGGAUAAUUCUUAAUUUUAUAAAUAAGGACGAAAUAAGAAACAUGUUUGAAAGCGCCUUACCAUAUCCUUAUUAUAUAAUAGUAGAUGGAAAUAUAAAUGUCUACAAUAUACAAAAUUUUAAUGCUUAUUUAAAAGAAUAUAUAUUUAAAGAAAAAUUGAAAAGUCCUUUUGUAGGUAAAGAAAAGGAUUUAAAUAUAAACACAAUUGAUCCAGAAGUGUAUAACACCGAAAAAAAAAACAUUGGCGAUAAUAUUAGGAAAACUAAUCAUAAUCGAAAUAAAAAUGUGAACCAUAUUGAAAACUUUAAAAUUGGAAGCGAAAAUAGUCAAGAUAUUUCAAAUCACAAAAAUUCAAAAAUUUAUUUUUUUAAGUUUAUAAAAGUAUUUGACAUGAAGCCAAAUUAUCGCUUCACCGUAAAAAAAUAA